UCAGACCGAUCCCAGAUAUCGACCGAUAACCGCGCUCACGCCGACCAGCUUUACCUAUAUAGCUGCCAUGAUGGAGGGGAGAAGGAUACUAGCGCUCUUGUGUGUGGUUUCGGUGGCUCUCCUGUUCCUCCUUCCCCCCUCAGCUCUCGCAGAAUCGGCGACAGCGGUUACAAGCGCUGCUACGACAUUGGAGAUCAACCACCAGCCAAAUGGCAUCGCUGAAGCGUCCAAGAUGAUCUUCCGCGGGCGACGACUGAGCGACGACGACGACGACGAUUGCGAAGAACACGACGACGACGACGACGAUCACCACCAUCGCAAGCACCACAAGCCCUGCAAGUCGCCGUCGCCGCCGCCGCCGCCUCCCUCCCCUCCCCCGCCCUCCCCUCGCCCCCCCUCGCGCCCGAAGAAGAAGCUGACGUGUCUCGAAAAGUUGAAGCUCCGCACGGACAAGUGUGACUAUAGGGAGGCGUGCUGCAAGCGAGAGGCGGAGGACGAGGACGAGAAGGCGAUCUGCGAAGUCGCGGACGAGUCGUGCGAGAGGAAGGCGUACAUGCUGUACAAGAAGUGCAAGUACGGCAAGUGGACGUGCAAGAACUGGUGUGACUAUAACAAGAUGAAGUGCGUGGAGGAUGAACACCAGGACAACUACACGUGCCACGAGCGCGCCGGGUAUUGCUGCGAAAAGUGUAACCCGAAGCCGAAACCGAAGCUGGAGCCCAAGCCUGAGCCCGAGCCGGUGAAGGACGACAAUGAUGACGAUCACCACCAUGACGACGACGACGACGAAGAUAACUAAUUUCGCCAUGCUUAUUUCGCCUAGGGAGUGUAACUGCUUGGCUGACUGUUCGCGAAUGACUCUCGCGAAGGCUAACUGAUUGCUGCUGAAGCCAGGAAAAGCGUCCCGUGCGCCUGACGGUGUGUACAGCUUCGUUGCUUCGUUCCGGUAGAUAAACCAGCAGAGAAUCAAUGGGGAACUGUUUGUGUCUUGCGUUGCUUCAUGAAAGCCUUUUAUGGUGGCAGGAAAAGCUUUUUAUGGCAGAAACUUGCAAUGAACCAGUUCCAUGAAU
Molecule: messenger RNA, 1070 nt
Organism: Closterium sp. NIES-67
Lineage: Eukaryota; Viridiplantae; Streptophyta; Zygnematophyceae; Desmidiales; Closteriaceae
Source: the annotation of a GenBank genome assembly